AGCGCCACAAGGAUUAUGGGUAAGGCAUGGGGUGAGUUGCGUAAGGUUACCUCAGCAGCGGCCACGGAGGCAACGCCAGCGUCGGUCCUCGGGUCCCCGGUGCCCCUCGCGCUGAUGCAGCGGAUCGCCAGCCUCGCCGCAGCCCCGGGGAUCGGCGGCCUCGCGGCGCGCGGGCCCGCAGUCCGCGCCUGGAAGAAGGGCCCGGCCGGCCGCGGGCAGCCGCUCGUGCACGGCCAGUGGGCGGGGGCGUGCGCGCGUGCCUUCGCCGGGGAGCCCGGAGCGCCAGGCCGGGGCUUCUGCCGGGGCUUCUGCCGGCGGAGGCUCGUGUUCGUCGGACAGACACACAGACUUGUCUGCUCCCGGCCGGGAGCCGACGGGCCCGCGGGGAGCUCCGGCGGUCAGCCCGCUCUCUCCGUGGUCGGCAGCCCGGAUCCGAUCACAUGGAUCCGGUGUAAAGCCAUGAUGUACCUGAUCAGUGUGUGCUUCGAGUCGGACGUCACCUCUGUGGAGUUUGAGAGAGGAGUGAAGCAGGCUGUGCUCCAUGUCUCUAACGUGAUGUCCAGCGGCAACUACCAUGAACUGAAGGGAGUUGUGUCCAAUGAGAUGGUAAAAUAUAUUCAGAAGAGGUGCAGGCCCCUCACCAAAGCUCAGAGAAGGCAGCUAGCUUUAACCAUGGAUGAUAUUAUAUUUGUGUUUCCGGAAGAUGUGUCCGUUGUCUUCGAUCAAUAUGGUAGAAAGUUCUGCUUCAUCGUCCUGAGGUUUUGGCUCCUGUCAACACACGAAGGGCCGGAUGACCCAGAGGGAAUGAAGAUCUUCAAAGUGCCGUCCAGUGAAGACGGCAGCCCACAGAAGAAAAUAGCGACCGCCGUCUAUGAAUUCCACCAAGAGCUGACGAGGGGGGCCUCUCCUGACUGGACGGUCACGACAGUUUGGCACUGGCACUGGACACUCGCCAAAUGAUUUGACCCGACACUGUGAGGACAUUUGUUUACUCAUCAGUGACGCAGCAGCCGACUAGUGAUGAGCUGAAUUUAUUUAUGGACAUUGACUAAAGAACUGACCAUCACGUGAAAGGUCGCCCUUUGAUCCAAUGAUGCCUUUUAAACCCUUCCUCGGAGAUUUCACACGGGUGAAUACAAUUGUUAUACAGGUCAAAGUAGGAGAAACGCGCAUUUAGUGGUUUUAGCUGAGACAUGGACAUAUCGGAGUGAUCGGAGAAGACUUGAAAUCUCCUGACUGUGUUGCCCAAAAAAAAUGUAUGUCCGAGCUCUUUCUAGAGCUUUCAAUCAAAAUCUUCCUCAGUCACUUGAGUUUGAUUAUGGCUCAGGGUGUCAUCACGUGACCUACAGUACAGUAGGCAUCAAACGUAACCUCCUUUCCUUUGCUAAGGAAGACUGAGAGGCAGCCUGAAGCUCACAGGAAAUAUGUCUCCAAGGUCAAAACUUAACUUUGACACUGAACACUGGUGUGUUUGUUGAACCAAUAUAUUGUCAAUAAAUUGUGCUCUAAACCCUUA
Scophthalmus maximus (turbot) is the source of this 1516-nucleotide messenger RNA. RefSeq lists its product as uncharacterized. The record is from RefSeq and is a predicted model, not a curated record. Gene Ontology annotation, cellular component: mitochondrial inner membrane. Gene Ontology annotation, molecular function: ribosome binding. Gene Ontology annotation, biological process: inner mitochondrial membrane organization; protein insertion into mitochondrial inner membrane from matrix. Bases 16 to 960 code for a protein of 314 amino acids. The transcript is spliced from 5 exons. NCBI's taxonomy places the organism in Eukaryota, Metazoa, Chordata, Actinopteri, Pleuronectiformes, Scophthalmidae.